Molecule: messenger RNA, 657 nt
Organism: Dioscorea cayenensis subsp. rotundata (Guinea yam)
Lineage: Eukaryota; Viridiplantae; Streptophyta; Magnoliopsida; Dioscoreales; Dioscoreaceae
Product: probable disease resistance protein At1g61300
Exons: 1
Coding region: 1-657 (218 amino acids)
Biological process (GO): defense response to other organism
Molecular function (GO): ADP binding
Source: RefSeq, a predicted model, not a curated record
AUGGGGGCAAGCAAAAAGAUUAAAGUGAAAUGCUUGGAAUUAGAUGAAGCAUGGGUUCUUUUCAAGCACAAUGUUAAUCUAGCUGUUAUUGAGUCAGAUGAAAAGUUGAAGAAAAUAGCAAGGGAAGUGAUGAACAAGUGUGGUGGUUUGCCACUUGCUCUGCAAGUGGUGGGUAAGGCGAUGUCUAAUAGAAAUACCGUCCAAGAUUGGGAAUUUAUUUUGAGCUCGCUAAAGAUUUCACGUACUCAAGUAGUUCAAGGUGUGCAGGAAUCACUACUUCCUAUUUUGAAAUUCAGUUAUGAUACUCUACUUAGAAAUAUUCAGGAGUGUUUCUUGUGGGCUUCCCUUUUACGAUGGUUAUCCAAAGAAGGUUUGUUAAAAUUAUGGAUUGGUUUAGGCUUAAUCGGUGAUUUUGUCAAUUUACAACAAUCUUAUCUCCAAGCAAGAUAUAUUUUUAACAUUCUAGAGAAAUCAUGUUUAUUGUAUUCUUCUGAUGAUGAUUAUGUGGACCUACAUGAUGCAAUUUAUGAGAUGGCAGUGUGGAUAGCAUCAGACUGUGGGAUGAACAAGAAUAAAUGGAUAGUGAAAAAAUAUGAUAUGUUUGUAGUUGAAAUACCAUCAAUCAAUGCAGAGAAUUGGAGAUUCGCGAACGAGUGA